Messenger RNA from Lepus europaeus (European hare), 4067 nucleotides. It is a transcript of the gene ARL5B, whose product is annotated as ADP ribosylation factor like GTPase 5B. Gene Ontology annotation, biological process: vesicle-mediated transport; intracellular protein transport; protein localization to Golgi membrane. The coding region runs from base 284 to 826 and encodes 180 amino acids. The record is from RefSeq and is a predicted model, not a curated record. Gene Ontology annotation, cellular component: cytoplasm; trans-Golgi network. Gene Ontology annotation, molecular function: GTP binding; GTPase activity. The transcript is spliced from 6 exons. Lineage: Eukaryota; Metazoa; Chordata; Mammalia; Lagomorpha; Leporidae.
GGGACUGGGAGAGAUUUUGGUGGGUAGGUGGGUUCAGACCGAGGGGACUACGGGUCGGCGUAGGGCUCAUUGGGCUCGGAACAAAGGACUGUCUGGUGGAGACUCGGCGCAGCACCUUCGGACCGGUAACUGAGCUGCGGGUCGGGGGCUGUCGACCGAGCAGUGCUGUUACCGCGCGGUCUCGGUCGGCUUCUCCUUGGUUCCGGACAGGCAGCGUCGCGUUGGGGGGCCCGGCGCAGCGGCACCUGCUGCUGGGGGGACCCCACGGCCCGCCCAGGUGCUCAUGAUGGGGCUGAUCUUCGCUAAGCUGUGGAGCCUCUUCUGUAACCAAGAACACAAAGUAAUUAUAGUGGGACUGGAUAAUGCAGGGAAAACCACCAUUCUUUAUCAAUUCUUAAUGAAUGAAGUGGUUCAUACUUCUCCAACCAUAGGAAGCAAUGUUGAAGAAAUAGUUGUGAAAAAUACUCAUUUUCUUAUGUGGGAUAUUGGUGGUCAGGAGUCACUGCGGUCAUCCUGGAACACAUAUUACUCAAACACAGAGUUCAUCAUUCUUGUAGUUGAUAGCAUUGACAGGGAACGACUAGCUAUUACAAAAGAAGAAUUAUACAGAAUGUUGGCUCAUGAGGAUUUAAGGAAGGCUGCAGUUCUUAUCUUUGCAAAUAAACAGGAUAUGAAAGGGUGUAUGACAGCAGCUGAAAUCUCUAAAUACCUCACCCUUAGUUCAAUUAAGGAUCAUCCAUGGCACAUUCAGUCCUGCUGUGCUUUAACAGGAGAAGGAUUAUGCCAAGGUCUGGAGUGGAUGACUUCCCGGAUUGGUGUGAGAUAACUUUUCUGCUUCAAAGAGACUCCUCUAUUUAUUCUGUGACAUGAACAUUUUUUCCUAGUACCUUUGGCUGCUAAGGCAGCAGCAUGUUUAAUUUAUAACAACACAAACCUCUAUGAGCAACACUUGAAUCAAGUGCAGCUGAACUGGAACAUAAAAGAUUUUUUUCUUAACUUUUUUUUAAAUGCACUAAUAUUCAGUUUGAUGAACAUAAUGUAUUACUCUGUUUUCUGCAACAGAAUUCUUCUGACUGCUUAUUCUAAUUACUCAAUGACUGCCUUGUAAGAAAUAUAUGUCAUAUGUUUAACAUUUUCUUAAGUAUUGUUAUAACUUUAAUUACCAAUUUAUUUAAAUUCUUGACCACCACUCCCUCCUAACCAGAUAAUUACUGGUUUCACAGAGUAGUAGGAGAAAUCAUCAGGUACCACUUGCAAAUUGCUACAGCAUUAAUUAUUUGCUUACUCUAUAAACCAUUUAUCUUUUGAAUAGAAUUUAUUAUAAGAAAUCUGCCUAGAAGGUAUAUGUAAGGAAGAUUAAACAUUAUGAGUACUUGCCUUCAAAUUUCCCCAUUACUGGAAGUCAUGAAAUAAUUUUAAGUUGCUAUUAGCCUGCAAAUUAAGUAGGCUGUUUUUUGAUCUAAAGGAAUGAAGUUCACUCUUUUGCUUAUAAUAUUUGGUCAAAAACAAAUCAAAGUAACAUUAUUUGAAAGCCCACCUUUGAUGGUAAAUAUUGGAUAAAUCUGAUAUUCAAUGCAUAUAUAAUUACCAGAAGUUAUUAAAGAAUACCAGCAGUAAAAUGAAAAUAUUAGAGUAUAUUUUACUAUCAAUUUACAAAUAACUUUAUUAUCAGCAAAUAUUUCAGUCCUUUUAUUUACACAAGACAUCGCAUCUGAUUUGGGCCAUAACUAAAGUAGAAGCAUGAACAGUCCAUUUUAUUAAAAAUGAAAGUAGUAUCUGUCAUAGCAUUUCUGCCACUAGCAGUAUAUUACUUAAACCAUGCAAUUUUCUGAUACCUACUUGAGGGUAUUGUCCUUGCCAUAGACUUGAAACAGUUGCCGUCUUCGUAGUUAGGCCUGAGUGCUCAAAAUUUUAUAGAAAAUUGCUGAGUUUCAUCCUAGCUUUUAAAAUGUGAGACAGCUAAUAUUCUCAAAAACUGACAAAUUAAGAAACAGUUAAAAUUAAAGUCCUAAUCUUCAAAAGUUCAUUUAUUGAAUAGCAAUAAGUUUUCAAGGCAGUUGACUGAUAUGAAAAAUAAUCUAAAUGGUGUGUACCUUCAAUUAAGAGGGAAGAUAACUAUUGUAAUUUCAAUUUUGUUUAUUUAAAUUGUGUGAUUUUGCUGUAAUGAAAGGGGUAAAAUGCACACUUUAAGAAAAUACUUCAUCUUUGCAGUAUUCCUUAGAAUCAAAAAUGGAGAUUCAGUGUUCAUAAUAUCAAAAUACCUGUUCAAAUGUGGUAUUUUUCAAUUUUUAUGUGUAAGUUGAUUGCAAUUUUGCUUUUUUCAGGUUACUUAUUAUCAUAUUUAGUUGAAUUUGUUUAGUUGAAUGUGAUAACAUUUUUCUGGUUUCUAUUUAGUGAUAGCACAUGAAAAAUUACCAGAGGAAAGCUUUUUGGACUUUAGGAGAUACUGUUUUGUUUUGAAUGUUUUUCUUAGUUAUUCUGUACCAAAUAGAUUGUAAGUUUAAUUUAGUUUAGUUUUCAAUGUAACCCAUAAUCAAGAAUGUAAGAGAAAAGCAGAUAUAAAUCGAUAUGGAUGCUCUGUGAUAUAUUUGUGCAAUGGGAAGUGAGGUAGGAAUUAAGAAAAUACAUUUACCUAAAGCACACUUUGCCUGAAUUUCUGUUUGGUUAUAUUGUUUACUGUGAGAACUGAAGAGAAUUUUCAUAAGCUGUCCUGAAAAAAGCAUAUUUAGUAUAACAGUGUUUGUUAUUGUGAAAUAAUUAUCUGCCUUCUUCUAGCUAAUAAGGUUGGCUGGCUCAGUUUCCUUCUAUCUAUCUGGUUAUUUUUUGUAUUACCACAUCAGCAUUAUAUUGAAAAUCUUUUUUAAUAGUUGAUUGUAUUUUGUUAAACAGCUAGUAACACUCAAAUUUGCUAUUUAAUUUUUACAAUACAGUUUAUUUUCAAAGUUUUUUUGAACAUGCUGUCAGUUUUGGAUUUGAGUGCUUUGUGUCAGCCAUUUGUUGAAAGUAAAAUUGGCAUCCAGGUCAAUUUUGUACCAAUGGUUGGGAAACAUUUGAUUAGGAAAUUAAUGUAAAACAUUUAAAAAGUAUUUUAUAGGUUUUCAUUACCAAUUUCCUGUUACAGUAAUAAGAAAACUGACUAAAUUCUUUACUCCAAGAGAAUGUUUUGACCUAAGCAAGUAUCUAAUACUAAAACAUUGAUUCUGACAUUCAUUGUAAAUCAAUCAACUAUAAGAUACCAUCUGAUGAAAAAGAGAAAUUUAUGGUUAGUGCCUUUAUUCAUAUUUUGAGAGAAGUUCUAAAUUCUGUAUCUGUUAUUCAGAAGUCAUAUUAACUAGGUCAACAAUGGGAUAAUUUGAGUUUCAGCUGCUGCUUUUAGCUCCUCAUACUGCCUAGCACAGCUUCUGGUAAGUUGGAAAGCAAGGGAACCAGAAACAUGAUUUGCAGGAGAUUCUUCUACAUUUUAGUUUUAAUUUGAAGAUAAGGAAAUUAAAUGUUAAUUGAAAUCUUAUCAAUAUAACUGAAAUGUAAAAUUUCCUUUGCAAGUUCAUAAAUGGCAUUUUCUUGACUGUGAACUUAGUGUGUUUGUCAGCAGCUCUAACUCCUUUGUUCUUAUUGGAGCCCAUUUGAAAACUCUCAGAAUUAACAGGCCCUUUUAUCAAUGAAUAUAAUGACUAUUUUUAUUAUUAAUGUAAUUUAAUUCCUGAAAACCUGAAAUAUUAAUAUAUAUAUAUAUAUAGAAAACUAAAGAUUAUAUGUAAUUUUUGCUUUUAGGCUCUUAUGUUAGUAUGAUUAAAGGUAUAAUUAUUUUUAUUCUAUAUUCAUUAGAGAAAAAAUACUAAAUUUGUAUCAUUGUUUAAAAUAACUUUUAAAUGGGCACCACCCCUCUGGCUGUAGUCAUUUUUGAUUCAGCAUAAUUUAACUUUCAUUUUCUAUAGCAUAAAAAGAAAAUAAUUGUUUCCUCAUGGAAACAGUGGGUGAUACUGGCAGUACUAUAAACAGUAUUCUCUGAAGAGUUGUGAGAGUCAAAAAAAAAAUUGAAGAAAACAAUAAAAGCUUUUUAUAAGGUC